Molecule: messenger RNA, 241 nt
Organism: Racocetra fulgida
Lineage: Eukaryota; Fungi; Glomeromycota; Glomeromycetes; Diversisporales; Gigasporaceae
Source: the annotation of a GenBank genome assembly
AUGGAAAAAAAAGUAAAGGUGCAAAAUCCAGUAUUUCCGUCACCACGCUCACCAAUUCCACCAGUCACAGUUCCUCCUUCAGUUUCGAAAGCUGAUACUGUUGUUGCAACUUUGGUUUUGAAGGAUGGCUCAAGUUAUCAGGGCUUUUCUUUUGGAGCAGAAAGCAAAUCGGUGGCAGGAGAAUGUGUAUUCCAAACUGGUAACGUAAUCUUUAUUGUAAAUGUUUCUAAUGUUUCUCAAC